AUGGAAGGAGGAAAUCAGUCUGCAGUCUCUGAGUUCAUUCUCCUAGGACUCUCAGAGCAGCCAGAGCAGCAGACACUCCUGUUCUUCCUGUUUCUUAUUAUGUAUCUGAUCACAGGUCUAGGGAAUCUGCUCAUCAUUCUGGUCAUUAAAGCCAGUUCAUGCCUCCACACCCCCAUGUACUUCUUCCUUAGCAACCUGUCCUUGGUUGACAUCUGCUUCACCUCAACCACCAUCCCCAAGAUGCUGGCAAAUCAUGUCUCUGGAAAUAAAGCAAUUCCUUAUGCUGGGUGCCUAGCACAAGUAUUCUUCUUCAUUUGGUUUGCAGGCAUAGAUAGUAUCCUUCUGACUGCCAUGGCCUAUGACCGUUAUGUGGCUAUCUGUGCUCCACUGCAUUAUUCCAUGAUCAUGACCCCAAAGUUGUGUGCUCUUCUGAUAGUAGUGUCCUGGUUUUGGGCCUACGCUGUUGCUCUGAUACAUACUGUCCUACUGACCCGACUCUCAUUCUGUGGCCACAGUGAAAUUCCUCAUUUCUUUUGUGACCUCAGUCCCCUGCUGAAGUUGGCCUGCUCAGACACCUUCAUCAAUGACCUGAUGGUCAAUACAGUGGGGGUGCUAACAAUCAUCAUCCCCUUCAUUGGCAUCCUGAUCUCCUACACUCGAAUUUUUGUGACUGUGAUGAAGAUCCCAUCUACUGUGGGGAAGUGGAAAGCUUUCUCCACCUGUGGCUCCCACCUCACUGUGGUCUGUCUCUUCUAUGGGGCAAUCAUUGGAGUGUACUUCAGCCCCUCAUCCACCCACACCACCCAGGAGGACACAGCAGCAGCUGUGAUGUAUACAGUGGUCACCCCCAUGCUGAACCCUUUCAUCUACAGCCUGAGGAACAAGGAUAUGAAAGGAGCCCUGGGGAUUCUCCUCACCAGGAAACCAGGCCUCUCUCUGUGA
Molecule: messenger RNA, 942 nt
Organism: Dromiciops gliroides (monito del monte)
Lineage: Eukaryota; Metazoa; Chordata; Mammalia; Microbiotheria; Microbiotheriidae
Product: olfactory receptor 1361-like
Exons: 1
Coding region: 1-942 (313 amino acids)
Biological process (GO): G protein-coupled receptor signaling pathway
Cellular component (GO): membrane
Molecular function (GO): G protein-coupled receptor activity; olfactory receptor activity
Source: RefSeq, a predicted model, not a curated record